Messenger RNA from Panicum virgatum (switchgrass), 1334 nucleotides. RefSeq lists its product as uncharacterized. The record is from RefSeq and is a predicted model, not a curated record. The transcript has a single exon. The coding region runs from base 123 to 539 and encodes 138 amino acids. Lineage: Eukaryota; Viridiplantae; Streptophyta; Magnoliopsida; Poales; Poaceae.
AGUAGUCUCGCUGCGUUAUCCCGGUGCGUGCCGCGUGCGGGAGACGCGUGAGUGCGAAUUGAGUGAGUCUGAAGUCUAGGUGAGCGAAACCCCAACGCUCCCCGCCGCCGCCAUCCCCGCCGAUGGCAGUCGCCGAUCCCUCCGAUCUCCACCGCCAGGUCCAGGGCCCCCAGCGCACCCGCCGCCGUUGGGUCACCCUGGCGAUCCUCGCCGGCCUCGCGGUCAACCUCGCGCUCUGCGUCCGCCGCGCCGGCGGGGAGGACCGCGGCGCGCUCGCCUUCAUCGGCUUCUCCCACCUCAACCUGCUCCUCCUCUUCGGCGCCCUCCGCCGCUUCGAGGCCUCCCCGGCCGACGGGUCCCCGGCGCGCGGCCGUGCCAGGCUCGCCGUGUGGCUGCUCACAGCGACGCUCACGGCGGCCUUCACGUGGCGGAUCGGCGAGAUGGUGCCCCUGCGCUUCGCCGCCGCGGCGUGGAUCAUGGCGGCCGCCACCGUCCUCGGCGGAUUCUACAUGCUGUUCCUCCACGGCGACAAGAAGUGAUCGAGAUCUAUGCGAGAGCGAAUGAGUGAUGCGCCCAGUGGAUACAGCCUACAGGCUCAGCUAUGUGAAUGUACAAAUAAAAGUCUAUGGAUCCGACCUAUGAGGAUCGGAGGAUUUGCAGGUACCUCCCGUCCCGUCUGAUUCCUAGCCUUUGCAUUCUGUUGAUUUCGCCUGAUGAAGCAAAAUCUUUCCGUCGCUUUCACCCUUCGCGAUUUUAUCAGACAGUAUAGGUAAGCUGAGAUGUGCGAGCUCCACUUGAACAGAUGCAAAGCGGCAGACUGGGAAUUGGUCCUCUUCUUUUGGCCAUCCGACUUAAUUAAACCGGAGCCCUUGAUGUAUCGCCGUUCAAGUGAUUGCAGGUCGCAGCACGCCGGCAGCAGUGAAGUUUGUUUGCAGGAGGUGGAGACGGGGAGAUCUUGAUCUUGCUGCCGCCCUUGCUCUUUCAGAGCUGUCACUACCAAUUCGCAAGUCUCCAUGUCCUUCCUGGUACUUUAGGAAUCGAACAGCUAGGAAACUGUAGCACCAACGCUUCGCUAGCUGAUUCUGCUGGCUGCCUAAUAAUAAGGUACUAUCAUGUGUUGUAUACUACGCGUGUAGAUAUACUACACGAUGGCCAUUUUUGUGAGGAGGUGGAUUGCUUGUAAUCCAGCUGGCUAGCUGACGAUCCAACCAAAAAAAUCUCCUAGCUGGUUCAACUCAUAUGGCCUGAUGGAACAUCUCUGGAACGAGUUCACUGCAUGCUAUCUGAUUAUUACUUGUAAAUUAAACAGCGGGAAUACAGAUAGAAUCAUAGAA